Glossina fuscipes is the source of this 1849-nucleotide messenger RNA. RefSeq names its product histidine-rich protein PFHRP-II (gene Cpr92F). The record is from RefSeq and is a predicted model, not a curated record. The coding region runs from base 1 to 1299 and encodes 432 amino acids. Lineage: Eukaryota; Metazoa; Arthropoda; Insecta; Diptera; Glossinidae. Gene Ontology annotation, cellular component: chitin-based extracellular matrix. Gene Ontology annotation, molecular function: structural constituent of chitin-based larval cuticle. The transcript has 3 exons.
AUGAACGAGAUCAAGAUAGAUAUCAACACGCUAACACUGCUGCCGUCACCACCACCACCACCACCACCACCACCACCACCAUCGUCACUGCCACCAAAUAAUGGCAACAAUAGCAAAAGAAACGAAACAUUUUGGCAUCAACGGCUAUUUAUCAUUGUUUUGUUUUUUUUUUUUUUUGCUUUUUUACUUUAUUCGCAGUUUAUUUUGUGUGCUUUACUCGCGUCCACCUGCUCCGCUACUUAUCAUGGCGCUGUCUCAACUCAAUAUGCCAGUCUAGAUCCCUAUAGUCAUUCAUAUUCGUAUGGUUAUGCGGAUCCAAAUUCACAAAAGCAUGAGACACGUUCGCAUGAUGGUGUAACUCGUGGCUCCUAUUCUUAUGUGGAUGGUUACGGUCAUUUGCAAUCAGUUUCAUACGUUGCUGAUCCUCAUCAUGGCUUUCAAGCUGUCGGUACUAAUUUACCUAAAGCGCCCAGUCCAGCAGCAGCUUAUGUACCAGUAGCACCAGUAGCUCAUUAUGCCGCCGGUCACGCCUAUCCUCAGGCUCAUAUUGUGCUUGAUCAUAAAGGAGUACCUGUGGAUACCCCAGAAGUGCAACACGCUAAAGCUGCUCAUGCUGCUGCUUAUGCUUCUGCCGCCGCUGCCGCUGCCCACGGUGGUCAUCAUCACUUAUAUAAACGAUCUUUGUGGGGUCAUGGUCACGGAUAUGCUGCUCCAGUUGCUUUAACCCCGGCUGGCGUGCCUGUCGAUACUCCCGAUGUCCAAGCGGCUAAAGCAGAGCAUGCUGCCGCUCAUGCCAAGGCUUUGGGUGCUGCACUUCAUGCUGGCGCUGGUCAUGUUGGCGCUUAUGCUGGCGGUCACGGAGGUGGUUAUGCCGGUGCCCACGGUUAUCAUGUGCCUGUUAUAAAUCAUCUUGGUGUGCCAGUAGACACCCCCGAAGUUCAACAUGCCAAGGCUGCUCACUUUGCUGCUGUGGCAAAGGCUGCCGCUGAGGCCGGACCCUCCAGUCACGACGAUGGUAGUUAUCAUGGAGGUCAUGAUGGCGGCGUUUACGGUGCUGGCCCCUAUGGUGCCGGCGGUCAUGCCGUUGUUGGUCCUAGCCAUUAUUCCACCGCAGCUCAUCAUGGUGGUUACGGUGGCUAUAAAGGACCUCUGCAUUAUCCCGUGCUACAUAAUGGUGUGCCUGUUGAGCCAGCUGAAGUACAGCACGCUCGUGCAUCUCAUUUGAGUGCUUUAGCUGCUGAAAGUCACAAAGCUGCUGCCCACGGCGGUUAUUACGGCGGUCAUUAUGGUAAAUGGUAAAGAUGCCUCUAAACGAUUCAAUCACUAAAAAGGAAUGGAUUUAUGUAAUAGAUGAUUCGGAGUUUUUAUUCUUUUAAAUUUAAGUUAAUACAGCAUUGAAGAUUUAUUUCUGCAUUCAAUUUCUUAAUUUUUCUUCGCUUGUCUUCAACUAUUUUUAAAUUUCUUUCUAUUACUUUCUCGCAAGUAAACACACGCUCUCUCUUACAAGUUUCUCUCUUCUAUACCUACUCUGUUCUGCAAUUUCUCACAGGAGAUGAUCUCUCUCUUUCACGUUCUUGCCUGUGAUUUCAUUUAUGCUCUUCGCUUUCUUUUUUUUUAACUAUCUUCAUCUCUACCUCCUAAAAAUUCGUUUGACACUCAACACACUGCCAUUGCUAAGUUGAACAUUUCAAUAUACUGCCUGCCAUCUAAUCGAUAUUUCUUCACUGCUCUCUUCUUUCUCUCUCCGCGAGCAUUUCUUUAUCAUGAGAUGUUCUUUCUUUUUAUUCGAUCGUUUAAUUUCACUAUCUCUCUUCGUGUCGAUCUCUCUCCUUUUCUCUCUCUCUCUCUC